Schistosoma turkestanicum is the source of this 1502-nucleotide messenger RNA. NCBI's taxonomy places the organism in Eukaryota, Metazoa, Platyhelminthes, Trematoda, Strigeidida, Schistosomatidae. The record is from the annotation of a GenBank genome assembly.
CAAAUGUCCAAAGGUUCCUUGCAACAUGGAAAGGAGGAAGAAGAACUUAUUAUUCGGAACUCUUACAGUUAUUGGAGCUGUCCUUAUUCAAAUAACUUUUGGUUACUUUUAUACAAUUGCCAACAUGGUCCCAUAUAUUUUGAGCUACAUAAAGGCUCGUGUUGAUCCUGAUGUUCAAAGUCAAGCAACUGUUUGGCUAUCAGCCCUAGCACUGGCUUCUCAAGGUCUUUCAAUGGCACUUGGUGGUCUCGUUUACCAGAAAGCUGGUUUUCGUGUGGUUGUAGGAAUAGGCUGUUUACUUCAUAGUGGAAGUGUUUUUUUAACUAAUAUUACAAUCCAGAGGACUUUCAUUGGUGUAAUUAUAACCUAUUCAGUGCUUAUGGGUUUGGGGCUUGGAUUUGCGUACUCGGUAGUGAUGGGAGUAGCUGCAAAAUGGUUUCCAAAAAGAAGAUUCCUUAUUGUUGGUUUAGUUGUCGGUGGAUUUGGACUGGGAGCCCUCGUUUUUACACCAAUCCAGACGGCACUUAUCAAUCCAAAUAAUGUGCCAGUUAAUCCUACCACAAAGCUUUUUGACGACCCUGAGCUUCUAGAUAGGAUUCCAAGAGCGUUUCUCAUCUUGGGAGGAAUUUUAUUGGCUGGACAAAUUAUCGGUUUUCUCCUUAUGAGCGAAAAAAAACAAAAGACUAAUCCUGGUUCUGUCAAAACAAAAACUGACCAAGUUAAUUUAGGACCUAAACAAUUAUUCCGUAAAAUUGACUUCUACUUAUUAUGGAUAAUCAUGUUCUUAUCUAUUAUCCCAAUUACAAUAAUCACAUCAGCUUACAAGCUUUUUGGACAAGAGUUUAUCAGUGAUGACCAGUACCUGUCCAUAGUUGCUAGUAUAACAGCACUGUUUAAUGCUGGUGGUAGAAUUAUGUGGGGUGCUAUAGUGGAUCGUAUUUCGUUCAAGUUACCGUUGUGCAUUGUGUUAAUAUUAUGGGCAUUAAUACUUUUAACAUUUCCGCAUAUCAGAGGUAUACCUAUGCCGGGUCUUAAAGCUGCAUACGCAAUUUGGGUUUGGGCAUUAUUUUUGGUAUUAAGUGGAAUGUUUGUAAUUAUGCCAGGUGGCACAGGAAACAUCUUCGGUCCUACUUAUUUCGCUAUCAACUAUGGAAUAGUGUUUACUGGAUUCACUGUUGGAAGCAUACUAUGUUCUGCCGUCUCAAUGUUUAUACACGCUUCUGAUCCUUACCUAGUACAGUUCAGUGGUUGUGGAGGUGUUUGUUUACUCGCAUUCCUAUUUGCAAUAUGGAUUGAAGACAAAAAGACCAUUCCGAAAAUCGACUGUGUUCCAUGUGUACGAACGUGUCCACGUGCAAGAGUUCGUCAAAAUAGUGAAAAUCUGGAGAAUAAUGCAUAAGCAAACAGUUUACACAUUGUUUUUUUCCUUGCUUUACUGUCGCUGACCAAAUGCCACCAAAAAUUAUUACUCAUUGUUGGUUUUGUUGUGAUAUAGUUUGUUU